Ictalurus punctatus (channel catfish) is the source of this 4142-nucleotide messenger RNA. Its product is annotated as transmembrane protein 164. Lineage: Eukaryota; Metazoa; Chordata; Actinopteri; Siluriformes; Ictaluridae. The record is from RefSeq and is a predicted model, not a curated record. The transcript has 6 exons. Bases 816 to 1757 code for a protein of 313 amino acids.
AAUUGACGGGUUUGUUGUGGAGGAUCUGAGUGCGGGGAGAUCUACUGCUGCCUGGGGGUUGAGAAGAAGGCUGAACCGGACACACACACACACACAUAUCAAUCAUCACCGCGUAAUUAUCUCACCAAAUUUCGGCAAGCUAGUGACGUCAUUUUAUUAUUAUUAUUAUUGUUUUACAACUCUGAUAUAGUUGCGUGUUCAAUCGUUAAUUGUUGCACAGAGUGUGUGUGAGAGAGAGUGUGUGUGGGUGUGUGUGAGAGUGAGAGAGAGUGUGUGUGUGAGAGUGAGAGAGAGUGUGUGUGUGAGAGAGUGUGUGUGAGAGAGUGUGUGUGAGAGAGAGCGAGAACGCGCGUGUGUGGGAGAGUGAGAGAGUGUGUGUGUGUGUGUGAGAGAGAGAGUGUGUUUGUGUGUGUGUGUUGCACACAUUUCUGUAAGAUCUGGGAGGCAGGGUGGAGGUCAUAUCAGGGUUCUGUAGUAGGUUUGGAGACUUAUGCCGUUUAUUUCAGAGUGUAUUAGCGCUAGGAAGCUAGGGAAGACGUGUUUUUUACGUGGACACACACACAGGCUGAGGAGCGCGCGUGCAGCGUUUACGGAGACCGACGACACCGAGUCGUGUUGUGAUGUGAUGUCGUAAAGACUUGAACGAAACAGGAGAACUCGGAUGAAGCGAGCACAGCUUUACGGCUGAAGUAACGGUAACAUAGCUUGCUAGCUUGCUAGCUGGCUUAGCCGAGCUAGCUCUGUAUCUCCAGCCGCCUUCCCGAACACGACCCGCCGCUCGCGCACCAGGAACACCGGAAUCCCAACCGCAGUUCAUGUUCCGCCACGAAGUCGGCGUCCUGUCGUUCAUUCCGUCCUGUUCCUACCUGUUCCAGUACGAGAAGAGGAACAUGUCACGCUACAACAUCUACAGCCUGCUGGACUGGAUGUACGGCGGAGUGGACCCCCGGUUCGAGGGGAACGGAGGGCCCGAGUGCGCCGCCUUCCUGCCGCCCUGGCAGCGCGCGUGCGAGAGCCUGGUGUUCGUGCUGCUCUCCGUGGCCGAGGUGAUCGUGUCCGCGCGCAACAUCAACGUCUCGAGGGCGCACCGGGAGGCCGUGAGGGACACGCGCCGACACAAAGAGGACAGUCUGGGCAAGAACCUGCUGCUCGCCGCCCUCUGCAUCACGUUCGGGGUCGAGGUGGGCUUCAAGUUCGCCACCAAAACCGUCAUCUACCUGCUGAACCCCUGUCACGUGGUCACCAUGAUACAGAUCUUUCUGCUGGCGUGUCCACCCUGUAAAACAGCCAUGGUGGUUUUUAGGCUUCAGGUUCACAUGCUGAACGGCGCCCUGUUAGCUCUCCUCUUCCCCGUCGUCAACACAAGAUUACUUCCCUUUGAGAAGGAGAUCUACUACAUCCAGCACUCCAUGCUCUACCUGGUGCCCAUCUACCUGUUCAGAAAAGGAGGUGUGUACAAACCAGAGCCGCUAGGUGAUAUGUGGUGGGCGUUGUUAUCCACAGGCAUCCUCUUCCUCUACCAUUUUGUGUUCCUGCAGGGACUGGGAAUGGUGACCGAGGUGAAUCUGAACAACAUGCUGUGUCCGGCCGUGUCCGAUCCGUUUUACGGGCCGUGGUACCGCGUGUGGGCCACCGCCCACCAGACGGCGCUGACACUGUUACACGGCAAAGCGCUCACCGUGAUCUGCCAGCAGGCCACGCCCGCUCUGUGUCACCUGCUCCACUCGGCCCGCCUACGCUCCAAGAAAGUCGACUGAAACUCCGAGCACAACAGCUGCAAAAAUCCAAACUACGUUGUUUUAUAUAUUCUUCUUCUUGUUAUUAUUAUUAUUAUUAUUAUUAUUUCCUCUCCUAACUGGUGAUAACAAAAGGUCAAACUAGGCUUGUACGAUAUAACGAUUUAAUCGUCUCUACACGUAUUACACUGCCGCCAUAUCAGUGACGUUUACUCUCAUUAUUAUUAUUAUUAUUAUUAUUAUUAUAUAUUAUUAUUAUUAUUAUUAUUUUAUAUUAUUAUUAUAUAUUAUUAUAUUUCCAGACCUGAACAUUUUUUACACGUGUUGCAUAGUUUGAGUUUUCUCUCAAAAAUACUCCAGAAGAGCAGUCGUCUUUUUCUCUCCGAUUAAACGGGUGAUCUAACCGACACAUGAAUCUGGAAUGAGUCCCGCCCUACCCAGCCCCGCCCCGCCCCGCCCCCUUCCCUCCAUCUCACACCCUCACAUCUGGACUCGCUGCGCGCUCUCGCUUUCCGUCACCGUGAACGCGGAAGGUCUCGAGUUCAUUAAUGCGAGAUGAAGUCCGAGUGUGUGUUCGACUCGGCGGACGUUACACACGUGUACAGUUAACAUCAGUCACGGUUUUAUUUCAUUAGCGAUAAUUUAAAAAAAUCGCCUGUAGAUGGUUUUGGAAGAUUUGGAAAAUUCCAAAAAUGCUAACCUGAAGGGAAAUAUUCCUACAGCGAAGUGUUCGGGUUAACACAUUAUACACUGUUGUUGUUGUUGUUGUUGUUGUUGUUGUUGUUGUUUUUAAUCACGUGGAGCAGCAGAUGGACAGUGAACGUGUCGGCCAUGUUGUCAUUACUGCAAAUGUACUGUUCUGCUUUCUUUAACUAUAAAUCCUCCAGCAGCUGAGGUGUGGUGAUUGGCUCCGCCCAGUCAGCGGUUCCCGACCGCACAGCCGGAGAUAUCAUGACUCCUCCCCGCUCUCCGUACCCCUGACGCGGUGGACAUCCGGCUCGAUCGUCCUUAUUUUAAGGAUCUCGGUUCUGGAUGAUUAAAUUGUUUUUCACGAUUUUUAUUUUAUUAUCAUUUUUUUAAAUGGUAAAAAUCUACAUGCGGAAGCCCGGGUCCGAGUGUUGCUCAGCGUCUCGUGUCGCUGUAGGUCAGUGUUUUAUAGAAAAACAUGGAACCGGUUGGUCUGAGGACGUUACGGAGCUCAACCCUGUGCUUGUUUUUGAGGUUCUGCUCAUUUAGAGCAGACUCUUUAUCUUCAGUUGCCUUUUUAUUAUUAUUAUUAUUUUUUAUUUGUGACAGUUCUUGUACAGUCGUGUGGAGCCAGCGCUCCAUGUUUACUCAGACACGCCCCAAACCCGAACCGUGUGCUCGCUCUUUCACAUCUCCUCCCACCUCAUCUCACCUCCUCCCGUCUCCUCCCGUCUCACCUCCUCCCAUCUCAUCUCCUCCCAUCUCACCUCCUCCCAUCAUCUCAUCUCCUCCCACCUCAUCUCACCUCCUCCCAUCUCACCUCCCGUCUCCUCCCGUCUCCUCCCGUCUCACCUCCUCCUCGGUCUCCGGCGGCAUUUAGUCCGCAGCGUAGUUUAACGUGUCGUAAACAGCAUCCGCGUGUCGACGCUGUGUUCGUAUCGGUGUGUCGCGCUUUUUAACGCUUCCUGCUUUUCACCUCAGUGACUUUUAGCUCGUCUGUACAUCACUUUUGGAGCGACGGACGAGGACGAUGAAAUCCUCACUUCCGGACCGAACCAGACCGGAUUUUUCUCGACGUUUUAAUGUAAAAACGCCUCAUUUUUUCCUUUUUCUUUCCCCAGCCGCAAGCCUCAGAUGUCGUACUUCUCGAACAUCUCCAUUUAUUUUUUUGUUGUUUUUUUUCCUCAUAAAACUUCUCCAUAUUGCACCUUAACACGUUUAUAAAAGAGAAAACGUUGUCAUACCAUGUGCAGAGGAGGAGGAAGAUAAAUAGUUUUGGGUCAUUUCUCAGUUGUUGUUGUUUUUUUUAUAUUAUUAUUUUGUAUUAUUUGAGAGACUUCCUCCUGAGGAGCCGAGACCUGAACGUUUUGUCUUCAGGAAAAACCUGUCAGGAAAAUGAGGGAUGUACAGAUGUUGGUUAAUCAUCUGAAAAUGAAUCAUUCCGGUUUCAGUGUAUAGACAUCGAUGCGCCUGUCAAACACUCAAACUCUCUCACACACACACACACACACACACACUCCAGAAACAGGUUUGAUUUGAUCAGCUGGAUCUCAGCAGGGUUCUCCAGAUCCAGAUGGUGUUUCCUCCAGGGACUGGAAACAUCUGGAUCCGAGACGACGGACUGAAGGGGAUUUUGUGUGUUUGUUUUUUUUUAAUGUACAUAUUUUUGGUGAAGUAUGUACUGUAUUGUGGUAAUGAAAAAUAAAAGUCCUUCUCCGA